Molecule: messenger RNA, 7902 nt
Organism: Cercocebus atys (sooty mangabey)
Lineage: Eukaryota; Metazoa; Chordata; Mammalia; Primates; Cercopithecidae
Gene: HEATR5A
Product: HEAT repeat containing 5A
Exons: 37
Coding region: 145-6363 (2072 amino acids)
Biological process (GO): intracellular protein localization; endocytosis; retrograde transport, endosome to Golgi
Cellular component (GO): endocytic vesicle; Golgi apparatus; membrane
Source: RefSeq, a predicted model, not a curated record
GUCCAAAGAGGAUUGGUGAUCUACGUGUGCUUUUUCAAGGGAGCUGAUAAAGAAAUUCUUCCCAAAAUGGAUUUUUAUUCUUAGGUAUAUUGACCAAAGUUUAACGAGAAGAACUGUGACCAGCUAGGAGGAUUGCUGCAAGGAAUGGAAUUAGCUCAUAGCUUAUUACUGAAUGAAGAAGCAUACAAUCAACUAGGUGAAGUUCAGAAGGCAGAGUUUAUUUUUGAGUGGUUGAGAUACUUGGAGAAGCUCUUGUUAGCAACCAGCAGGAAUGAUGUAAGGGAGAAACAGAAGACUCUUGUUGAACAGCUCCUGUCUUUGUUGAACAACUCCCCAGGGCCUCCUACCCGCAAACUCCUUGCUAAGAAUCUAGCCAUACUUUAUAGUAUUGGAGACACAUUCUCCGUUUACGAGGCAAUCGAUAAAUGUAAUGAUCUUAUUCGUAGCAGAGAUGAUUCUCCAAGUUACCUUCCUACUAAGCUUGCUGCUGUGGUAUGUUUGGGUUCCUUGUACAAGAAGUUGGGUAGAAUACUGGGUAACACCUUUACUGAUACGGUGGGGAAUAUUCUUAAGGCUGUGAAGAGUGCAGAGUCUCAAGGCCGAUAUGAGAUUAUGCUAAGUCUGCAAAAUAUAUUGAAUGGACUAGGAGCUGCUGCUGCACCUUGUCACAGGGAUGUUUAUAAAGCUGCUAGAUCCUGCUUAACAGAUAGAUCCAUGGCUGUUCGUUGUGCUGCUGCAAAGUGUCUCCUUGAACUUCAGAAUGAAGCCAUCUUUAUGUGGAGUACGGACCUGGACAGUGUGGCCACACUGUGUUUUAAGUCCUUUGAAGGUUCCAAUUAUGAUGUGCGGAUUUCUGUUUCAAAGUUACUAGGCACAAUAUUAGCUAAAGCUAUAACUUCUAAACAUCCAGGAACAGCAGCCUCACGUCAAAGCAUUCGCAGAGUAUCUCUGGAGGAAGUUCUGGAAUUACUAGGAACAGGGUUUCUACGUGGGAGUUCAGGAUUCCUUCGAGCCAGUGGAGAUAUGCUGAAAGGAACCAGUUCAGUCAGUAGGGAUGUUCGAGUUGGAGUUACUCAGGCUUAUGUGGUAUUUGUUUCAACAUUAGGAGGAGCUUGGCUAGAGAAAAAUUUUGCUGCCUUUCUUUCUCAUAUCCUAAGCCUUGUGUCACAGUCACACCCUAAAGCCACCCAAACUCAGAUUGAUGCCAUUUGCUGUCGCCGUUGUGUUUCAUUUAUUCUUCGAACUACUAUAGGUGGUCUUCUUGGAGAAAAGGCUCAACUUGUUGUUGUAAAGGAUAUUUGCCAGGCCAUCUGGAAGCUAAAGAAAGUUAUGGAUGCCGUAAUGAGUGAUGGUAAUUUGGAAACCCGGGUUGGUUCCACAGAUGUAGCAGCUAGCCAGCAUAUGCUGGUUUGUGCUUUACAAGAACUUGGAAAUCUCAUACACAAUCUUGGCACCACAGCGGCACCUUUGCUACAGGAUUCAAGUACAGGCCUCCUUGACAGUAUCUUGUCAGUUACUCUUCAUCCUAGCAUUUCUGUUCGACUAGCAGCAGCUUGGUGUUUACACUGCAUUGCCGUGGCAUUACCCUCCUACCUAACACCACUCUUGGAUCGUUGCCUUGAACGGCUUACUGGACAUAAGUCUUCACCUGAAGCAGUGACUGGCUUCAGUUUUGCUGUGGCAGCUUUGUUGGGAGCAGUAAAACAUUGUCCUUUAGGAAUUCCUCAUGGAAAAGGCAAGAUUAUUAUGACAUUAGCAGAGGAUUUGCUGUGUUCUGCUGCUCAAAACAGUCGCCUUUCAGCUCAGCGCACACAAGCUGGAUGGUUGCUGAUUGCUGCUCUGAUGACAUUAGGUCCUGCAGUUGUUAGCCAUCACCUUGCUCGAGUUCUGCUGUUGUGGAAGUGUGUCUUUCCAGCAUCUCCUAAAGAUCUAGAAACAGAAAAGAGCCGAGGAGAUUCGUUUACAUGGCAGGUAACCCUGGAAGGACGAGCUGGUGCACUGUGUGCUAUCAAGAGCUUUGUUUCCCACUGUGGUGAUCUCCUUACUGAGGAAGUAAUUCAGCGUCUUCUUCCACCACUUCCUUGUGCUGUGGAUUUGCUAACUCAGCUUUCUUCAAUACUAAAAAUGUAUGGAAGUCCUUUGAAAACACCAUCAGUGGUUUAUAGACAAAGACUUUAUGAACUGUUGAUUUUAUUACCUCCUGAGACCUAUGAAGGAAACCUCUGUGCUAUCCUCAAAGAGCUGGCUGCUGACUUGACUGCCCCUGAUAUUCAGGUGUCAGCAUCUACAUUUUUACUUCCACCCCUCUGUCAUCAGGAUGAUCUUUUGAUAUUAAGUCCUUUGUUACAAGAGACUGACCAUAGAUUUAUUGAAGAACAGCUCCUGCUUGGUAAUGGUGUUGCUUGCGGAAGUCUUGAAUAUGACCCUUAUUUGAUUUAUGAGAAAGAUGUAGAGGGAGAUUCAGUGCCUAAGCCCCUGCCUCCAGCACUAUCAGUUAUUAGUUCUGCAGCCAAGCUCUUUGGGGUUGUAUGCGCUCAUGUGGGAGAAACUCAAAGGCUUCCUAUAUUGGAACAGCUUUUGGACAGUAUAAAGCACACAAAAGGAGCUCGUCAGCAAGUGGUUCAGUUACAUGUUGUCUCUUCAGUUUCUAGUUUCUUGAAGUACGUGGCUCUCUCCAAGGGAUGUUUAGGUCCAGAAGAAAUGAAAAGAUUUGCCCUAACAUUAGUUACAGGAGCCCUAGAAAGUACCAACCCCUUGCUGAGAUGUGCAGCUGCGGAGGCGUGGGCUAGAUUAGCCCAAGUGCUUGAUGAUGGAGCUUUUACUGCUGGAUUAGCUCAAGUUAGCUUUGACAAAUUGAAAUCAGCAAGGGAUGUGGUUACCAGAACAGGACACUCAUUGGCCUUGGGGUCCCUACAUAGGUAUUUAGGAGGAAUAAGUUCUUCUCAACACCUAAAUUCUUGUAUUGGAAUCCUUUAUACUUUGGCACAGGACAACACUUCCCCUGAUGUGCAGACCUGGGCAUUACAUUCUCUAUCACUGAUCAUUGAUUCUGCUGGCCCACUGUAUUAUGUGCAUGUGGAACCUACCCUUUCUCUUAUUAUAAUGUUGUUGUUAAAUGUGCCUCCUACUCAUGCUGAAGUUCACCAAAGCCUUGGUCGCUGUUUGAAUGCCCUUAUUACCACGUUAGGUCCAGAGCUACAAGGUAACAGUACUUCAAUUUCUACCUUAAGGGCCUCCUGUCUACUGGGUUGUGCAGUUAUGCAAGAUAACCCAGACUGCCUUGUUCAAGCUCAGGCCAUCUCUUGCCUUCAGCAGCUUCAUAUGUUUGCUCCACGACAUGUCAACUUGUCUAGCCUGGUUAGCUGCCUCUGUGUGAAUCUUUAUAGCCCCUACUUGUUACUGAGAAGAGCAGUACUAGCUUGCUUACGUCAGCUUGUACAAAGAGAAGCAGCUGAAGUUUCAGAACAUGCUGUUAUGCUUGCUAAGGAUAGCAGAGAAGAGUUGACUCCAGAUGCUAACAUCAGAGAAGUCGGCCUUGAGGGGGCAUUAUUGAUCUUACUAGACAAAGAGACAGAUGAGAGAUUAUGCCAUGAUAUCAAAGAGACUUUAAAUUAUAUGCUUACAUCUAUGGCAGUGGAAAAACUCUCCCUCUGGUUAAAACUUUGUAAAGAUGUACUUGCUGCAUCAGCUGAUUGUACAGCUAUAACUUGUGUGGAUACAAUGCAAGAAGAAGGAGAUAAAGGGGAUGAUGCCUCAGUCCUGACCACCAGACGUGACGAAAAAUCCCAUCCUUUUACCAAUCCUCGAUGGGCUACUAGAGUCUUUGCUGCUGAGUGUGUCUGUAGGAUAAUUAACCAAUGUGAGAAUGCUAGCAGUGCACAUUUUGACAUUGCUUUAGCACAAGAAAUGAAAAAAAAAGAUUCAAGAAAUGACUUUUUGGUGCUGCAUCUUGCUGACUUAAUUCGCAUGGCUUUUAUGGCUGCCACAGAUCACAGUGACCAGCUCCGUCUUUCUGGCCUUGAAAUGCUGUUAGUUGUUAUUCGGCGAUUUGCAACUGUUCCAGAACCAGAGUUUCCAGGUCAUGUGAUUCUGGAACAGUAUCAAGCCAAUGUAGGAGCAGCACUUAGACCAGCUUCGCACUUUCAAGUAGGACACCACCUGGGAUGUCACUUGCUAAAAGCUGUGUCAGUAAAUGGGUUAAAAGAUGAAGCUGUAAAAAUAAUCUUUUGGACGCAAUCCUUCCAGGUGCUGGGAUUACAGGUUUGCAGUGCCUGGAUCGCAAGUGGAGUUGUAAGUGACCUUAAUGAUCUCCGAAGAGUUCAUCAGUUGCUUGUUUCAUCUUUAACUAAAAUACAGGCUGGAAAAGAAGCUCUAAGUCACUUAUAUAAUGAAAGUGCUUCUACCAUGGAGAUCUUAGCUGUGCUUAAAGCCUGGGCAGAGGUCUACAUAAUUGCUGUGCAAAGACAUAAAAACCACAGACAACCUCUGAAGACUACCAGCUGUUUAGAGGACAGUAUCAGAAAUGGAUCAUGUUCAUCAGAUGGACUUCUUGACUUAGUCUAUGCAGAUCUUGGCACACUAAGCAGACUCUGGCUUGCUGCACUUCAGGAUUUUGCUCUUUUAACUUUGCCUUCAGAAUUUGCCUCCCAACUUCCUGCUGAAGGCGGUGCUUUCUACACAGCAGAGACUAGUGAAAAUGCAAAAUUGCAGUAUUACAACUCCUGGGCACUUAUCCUCCAUGCUACGGCAUUAUGGCUUACAAGCACGGGCUUUGUUGUUGCUGACCCAGAUGAAGGAGCAUCUGAUCUCUCCAGGCCUGUAACACCAACUUCCAUGUGUCAGGGUUCAUCUUCUGGGGCUACCAUAAAGUCCCCUGAGGAUGUCUAUACUGAUAGAUUCCAUCUGAUUUUAGGAAUCAGCGUGGAAUUUCUAUGUUCCUUGCGUUCAGAUGCAACCAUGGAAAGCAUAACUGCUUGUUUACAUGCAUUGCAAGCCCUUCUAGAUGUACCUUGGCCCAGAUCAAAAAUUGGCAGUGAUCAGGACUUGGGUAUAGAAUUACUGAAUGUUCUACAUCGAGUAAUUUUAACCAGAGAAUCACCUUCCAUUCAGUUGGCUUCACUUGAAGUGGUAAGGCAGAUUAUCUGUGCUGCUCAAGAACAUGUGAAGGAAAAAAGACGAAGCGCAGAAGUUGAUGAUGGGGCUGCUGAAAAGGAAACUCUGCCAGAGUUUGGAGAGGGAAAGGACACCGGAGGACUUGUACCUGGGAAGUCUUUGGUCUUUGCAACACUAGAAUUGUGUGUAUGCAUUCUAGUUAGACAGCUCCCAGAAUUAAAUCCUAAAUUGACAGGUAGCCCAGGAGUGAAAGCUAGGAAGCCACAGAUGCUAUCAGAAGAUGGAAGUAGAUUGGUUUCAGCUGCGUUGGUUAUCCUUUCCGAACUUCCUGCAGUGUGCUCUCCUGAAGGAAGCAUCUCAAUUCUCCCUACUAUACUGUACCUCACAAUUGGGGUCCUCAGAGAGACUGCUGUGAAGUUACCGGGGGGCCAGUUAUCCUCGACGGUUGCAGCUUCCCUACAGGCUCUGAAAGGAAUCUUAUCUUCUCCCAUGGCACGGGCAGAAAAGAGCCACACUGCUUGGACUGACCUUCUCCGAAGUGCUUUAACAACAGUUCUUGACUGUUGGGAUCCAGUUGAUGAAACACACCAAGAACUUGAUGAAGUCAGUCUACUUACUGCUAUCACAGUGUUUAUUUUGUCUACCAGUCCAGAAGUAACUACCAUCCCAUGCCUUCAGAAGCGCUGUAUUGAUAAAUUUAAAGCUACUCUUGAGAUAAAAGAUCCCAUGGUGCAAAUCAAGACCUACCAGCUCCUACAUUCCAUCUUUCAGUAUCCAAAUCCAGCUGUUUCCUACCCGUACAUUUACUCUUUAGCAUCCUGUAUCAUGGAAAAACUACAGGAAAUAGACAAGAGAAAACCUGAAAACACUGCUGAGCUUCAGAUCUUCCAAGAAGGCAUAAAGGUCUUAGAAACACUGGUUACUGUUGCUGAAGAACACCAUCGCUCUCAGCUGGUGGCCUGUCUUUUGCCCAUCCUCAUUUCCUUCCUUUUGGAUGAAAAUGCUCUGGGAUCAGCAACUUCCAUAAUGAGAAAUUUACAUGACUUUGCUCUACAAAAUCUCAUGCAGAUUGGACCUCAGUAUUCAUCUGUUUUUAAAAGUUUAGUGGCUUCUUCUCCAGCCCUAAAAGCCCGCCUUGAGGCUGCUAUAAAGGGCAAUCAGGAAAGUGUCAAAGUCAAGAUACCAACGUCUAAAUAUACUAAGAGUCCUGGAAAAAACUCAAGCAUCCAAUUAAAGACCAGUUUCCUCUGAUGUUAUUAUUAUUAUUAUUAUUAUUUGGAAUAGUAAGCACCUUAAUAUAAUACUUGAUCAUUUCCUUUGGGGACAAAAGGGACAUUUUAGACACAAGUGUCCUUGGAGGUCUAGUUGAUUGUUUUACCUUAAACAGCUGUGACUCUUCAAAGUAACAGCAUACUUACCAUUUUUUUGUGUGUGCGUGGGUUUUGUGGGUUGGUUGGUUGGUUGGUUUUUUCUAUUUAAAAAGACAACGGAGCUAACUUACCAGGAAUUUUAAGAAAGUGCUAAAGAAACUUAAACUUUCUAAACAAAUCUACUGCUUUAAAAUGAAAUGGAUUUCUUCUAACAGUCCGUACACAUGCGGUAUACUUAAUACUGUGACAGAUACAAAUAUGACUCUAGUGUAAAUUAUCUGCACUAAUAUUUAUCCAGUUGCUGAUUUAAAAUCUGCCUGGCCAGGUAUGGUGGCUCACCCCUGUAAUUCCAGCACUUUGGGAGGCCAAGGCAGUUGGAUCACGAGUCAGGAUUCGAGACCACACCCUGACCAACAUGGUGAAACCAAAUGUACUACUAAAAGUACAAAAAUUAGCUGGGGUAUGGUGGCACGCACACUGUAAUCCCAGCUACUCAGGAAGGCUGAAGCAGGAGAAAUUGCUUGAACCUGGGAGACAGAGUUGCAGUGAGCCGAGAUUGUGCCACUGCACUCCACCCUGGGCAACAGAGUGAGACUCCAUCUCAAAAAAAAAAAAAAAAAUUCUGCCUUAUUCAGUAAUUGUAUUAAACUUUCUCCGAUUUCUCUAAGAAGAUAAAAUGAUUGGAGGACUAUUUAGGAAACCUGGUCUAGGAUUAUCCAGUAUACAAUAAUACAGAUUACUUACAGCCUUACAGUGUGACAUAAGAUUUGGUAUCUAUAUCAUGGUUUUUCACCAUCUUUUGGUUUAGUUUAUAUUGGGUUCAGAAAAUGGAAGUUUUACUCAUUUUAAAUAGAAUAAGGCAUCUCCACUAUUUUUCAAAUGGAUUUUUCCGUUUACCUUUGUUCUUACUAAUUGUGUUCAUUUUCAUUUGUGGCAAACAUUUGUAUCAAUGAGUUUUAAUAUAGGUUCAUAUCUAUAUUGUAUUUAGAUCAACUAUGGGUUUAUAUAAAUGCCAAAUUUAGUACAGCAAAUUUAGGUCAUCAGGUGAAUACAAGUAUUUUUUUUAACAUGAAACAUAUUUUAUUAUAGAAAAAAGAUUAAUGAUAAAGUCAUAUUGGUUGAAAAAUAUUUUUUAACUCUGUUCAUGAUUGUUGAUUCUCCUUCUACUUCAGUGUUAUACUGUGUGAAUCAAGCGCUGUGUCAAAACAGAGCAUUUCCCUGUUAAAAAUUACAAACCGAAGUGAUAGAGGCAUGUCAGAAUUGAGAAAACAUUUUGAAGCAAGAGCAAUGUGAUGUACCUAUUUUAUUAUGUUUGUAUAUAAAUACUAUUGUAAACUGUUCAGAGUGAAAACAUUUGACAAACUCUAACACUACAAUCAUUUUUUCUAAAUUACAUAAAUAAAGCUAAUUUUCAUUAUCA